AUGAAUGGAACAUCAUGGAGAUGGCAGUGGUCCUCAGGAGAAGGAGACACAGGGUACACCAACUGGUAUAAGGAUGCAACGUACAACCAGAAUAAUGGCAAUUACUGUGUUGGGAUAAAAGACAACGCUCCCACCUGUAAAGAUGGAAUAAAUGCUACCUGGAACUUCACCUUGAUUAACCAACAUCUGAAUUGGUCUGGUGCUCAGAACUACUGCAGAUCCAAUUAUACAGACCUGGCCACUGUGAGGAAUAAAGAAGAUAAUGACUUGAUAAAUAAUAUGGUUAAACAUGACAAUUGGGCAUGGAUUGGCCUGUUCCAGGACACAUGGGGAUGGUCAGACCUGUCAAACUCCUCAUUCCGUAACUGGAAAACUGGUCUAAAUGAUAAUGUGGGCGACAAAUGUGCUUUAGCUCAGGUCACCUGGCCUGGGACAUGGGAUGUGACUCCAUGUGCUGAAAAGCAUCCAUUCAUAUGCUAUGAUGAUAACCUGAUCUUGGUAAAUAGUAACAUGACCUGGAAUGAAGCCCUGAAUUACUGCAGAACGCACUAUUCGGACCUGGUGUCUGUCGACAAUGAGGAGAUCCAGUACUGGGUCAGUAGGAGAGCUGAGAAGGCCUCCACUCAUCAUGUCUGGCUGGGGCUGCGCUUCUCCUGCUACCUGAACUUCUGGUUCUGGGUCAGUGCAGAAAAUGUCUGCUACCAGAACUGGGCCCCAAACAACAUAUCCAACGGUAACUUGUGUGGAACCACAGGGGCAGUACAAUCUAAAGACCCACAUUACUGGGUCAGCCUGCCUGAGUAUGAGACACUCAACUUCAUUUGCUCCAAAUGUCCAAGUUAGGCUGAUCCAUGAACACAGUAGCUGCAGAACUGUCAAAAUGUAUAAAUGUGGAGCUUUAUUCACUUUUGUUAUGUGUUUAUACUGUAGAAGUAGGAUUGAAACCCCUUCUCUUGAUCUUCACCACUCCAGAUUUAGAAUGAUAUACUGUAUGAGUAGAAGACUGAUUUAGUGUUUUUAUUGAA
Molecule: messenger RNA, 1025 nt
Organism: Brienomyrus brachyistius
Lineage: Eukaryota; Metazoa; Chordata; Actinopteri; Osteoglossiformes; Mormyridae
Product: putative C-type lectin domain family 20 member A
Exons: 3
Coding region: 1-843 (280 amino acids)
Source: RefSeq, a predicted model, not a curated record